Messenger RNA from Drosophila obscura, 1267 nucleotides. RefSeq lists its product as uncharacterized. The coding region runs from base 157 to 1113 and encodes 318 amino acids. The record is from RefSeq and is a predicted model, not a curated record. The transcript is spliced from 2 exons. Lineage: Eukaryota; Metazoa; Arthropoda; Insecta; Diptera; Drosophilidae.
GCAUUGCCAUUCACAGUUCUACUCCAAAAUAGACACACACAAAACGUAGCACAAAAUUUGUCGUUUCUGAAAUAAUUCGUUUCUUUUUGUGUGUUUUUCCCUUAAAUUCUCAGUGUGCAAAAACAAACGCAAAAUAUUCAAACAAAAUCCAGAACGAUGGCAAAAGAACAGCCGCAGCUGAGGGGUGGUGGGAAAGUGACAAGUGCGACGGCGGCGGCAGUGGUGCCAGAAAAUGAGCGGAAAGACCAGCGGGCACGGCUGAUCAAGGCGCUCGGACGAUUCCGGCCAGACGAUGCGAGUCCGCUGCAGUUCUACAAUUGUGUGCGGGAGGUGUGCAUCAUGCACAAUUGCAGCAUCGAUGAGGGCCUCGUACGGGCGGCCAUACACUGGCCCAAACUUAGCAUUAGACAGCGAAAGCUCUACGAUUCGCAACGACAUGCAGAGCUGCCCAUUCCAGUGCCGCGUCACCUCAUCUAUCGUGCCUUUGAGAAGGAGCGACACGGUCUAUGGACAUUGGGCCGCUGCUCGGCGGCCACCAAUGGCCAGACAAUGUACACGGUGGAGGCAUACAAGCCGACGCCCAAGCCCACCAGGCUGAAGGCCCAACUGAACGCCAAGAGGCCCAAGUACGAUAAUAUCCGGAGUCUGUCGCCCAAGAGUGCCGCCACCCAAAGUCUGCCAUCGCAAAGUGUUCGAGUGUCGCCGGCAUCUGGUCGCAGGAUACGGACGCUGAUGCCGCCGCCGAUCCAAAGAUCAACGGCAUCCUUGCGUCGCAUCUUGUCGGCGGUUAGCAUUCCGCCGAAGAAGCUGAGAAAACGCAGACGCUUGAAGAAAAGGACACGCAAAAGUGGCAGCCCCAAUAACCAAGAACCCAAGUCAAGUGCAUCCAGUUCGGGCACAGGAUCCCACUCUGGGAGUGGCAGUGGUAGUGGUAGUGGCAGUGGCAACGGCAGCAUUGCCACCAACAUCACUGGCAAAUCCUCAAUCAAGCAGAAGAAGAGUCUCAAGCCAAGGAAGAGUGCCAAAAAAUCGAUCAAAAGCGAUCGAAAGUCAAGUGUGAAAACCAAUUGGCAUCUAGCCAUCGGUGGCGUUCGACAGAAUCUGACAAAGUAACCCCUUUACCCCCCACAUACGAUGGCUUGGUGGCUCCCGUCUGUGGUGGUUGUUCCUCUUCUUAAAUGUUUUAACUUGUUUUAACAUGCAUGCAUGUAUUCCUUUUCCAAAUUGAUUGCACAAUGAAAGAAAGUAAAUUUCACUAGAAGCAUUA